Messenger RNA from Seriola dumerili (greater amberjack), 5555 nucleotides. RefSeq names its product discoidin domain receptor tyrosine kinase 1 (gene ddr1). Gene Ontology annotation, cellular component: signaling receptor complex; membrane. The record is from RefSeq and is a predicted model, not a curated record. Gene Ontology annotation, molecular function: ATP binding; protein tyrosine kinase collagen receptor activity; collagen binding. Gene Ontology annotation, biological process: protein phosphorylation; cell surface receptor protein tyrosine kinase signaling pathway; multicellular organism development. The transcript is spliced from 20 exons. Bases 415 to 3426 code for a protein of 1003 amino acids. Lineage: Eukaryota; Metazoa; Chordata; Actinopteri; Carangiformes; Carangidae.
AGGCGCAGGGACCUUGGACGGUCUCUAGCUCGUAUUUUAUAUUUUCCCUCUUUGUCGACAAGUUUUGAGAAACUAUUCAUCCCAAGAGCGUCAAGUGAAAGUCUGGCCGCGGGUGUGCUAUCGACCGGGGCGUUCAGCAAGUGCGGAGUAUUUUGUUGUUUUCUGAGUUUUUGACAGAAGUCGUUCACUGAGCGCAACAGCAGUGCUCCGGGGCUCAGUUUGGAUUAUUCAGUGAGCGCGUGUUGUUCAGGGCAACAAAAAAAUAAAUAAAAAAAAUUACAGCUUCACCUUGUUUCACACAGACUUCAUCUGAAAGUCUGGAUCGCUGUCAAAGAGCUCUUCUGCGUGUCUUUUAGGUAUGCCUGUGGUCGUCAGCGUGUCUCCGGACAGGUAACCAGGUGUGUUGCUGCUGUCAUGGCCUUGCCUUCCCUGCGGCUGUUUCCUGUCACUGUGCUCACAGUCCUGGUGGCACUGGUGUCGUCUUCAGAGGAACAUGAGUGGCACUUUAACCCAGCUCAGUGUCGUUACGCCCUGGGGAUGGAGGAUGGCACCAUCCCAGACUCUGACAUCACUGCCUCCAGCGCCUGGUCAGACUCCACUGAGGCCAAACAUGGAAGGUUGAGUACUGGAGAGGGGGAUGGAGCGUGGUGUCCUGCAGGAGCCGUUUUCCCCAGUGGAUCAGAAUACCUUCAGAUUGACCUGCGCAAACUCCACUUCCUGGCUCUGGUUGGUACCCAGGGUCGUCACGCCGACGGGCACGGCCAGGAGUUUGCUCGCAGCUAUCGGCUCCGCUACUCUCGAGACGGAGUGAAAUGGAUCACCUGGAGGGACCGCUGGAGCCAGGAAGUGGUGUCCGGUAAUGAGAACACCUAUGAUAUCGUGCUGAAAGACCUGGGCCCUCCCAUCGUCGCCCGCAUGGUGCGCUUCUACCCCCUGGCUGACCGGGUAAUGAGUGUUUGCCUUCGGGUGGAACUCUACGGUUGCGUAUGGGACGACGGGUUGAAGGCUUACACAGCUCCAGUGGGUCACGUCAUGCAGCUGCCUGGCAUGUCUGUCUACCUAAACGACUCCACCUAUGAUGGGAGCACUGAGCAAGGGAUGCAGUUUGGAGGCCUGGGUCAGCUGUGUGACGGUGUCCUUGGUGGAGAUGACUUCAUACAAACUAAGGAGCUGAGGGUGUGGCCUGGGUACGACUACCUUGGCUGGAGCCGGGAAGCCCUUGGGCAAGGCAGCGUGGACAUUGAGUUCCACUUUGAGAGACCACGUGUCUUCCACAACAUGCAGGUGCACAGUAACAACCGCCACACCCAGGGCGUCCGAGUCUUCAGCAAGGUGGAGUGUCUUUUUAAGCCUGGCAUCCUCCAGCCCUGGUCCUCUCCCGCCCUCACCCUGCCCGUCCCCCUUGACGAUCUGAAGGACCCCUCCUCACGACCCAUCUCCCUCCCACUGGGUGGCCGACCGGCACAGAUCCUCCGCUGCAAAUUCUACUUUGCUGACCGUUGGCUGCUCAUCAGCGAGAUAUCCUUCCUCUCUGAGCCGUUUGAGGAGGAUGUCAAAGAGCCUGAUUCAUUUCCUCCUUAUCCUCCCAAGAUUCCUUCCAUCAGUUCCUCUGCUCCUCCUGUAAACCACACCUCCUCCUCUCCCACAUCGAGCCACAGCUCCUCCAACGCCACUGCCGACCCUUCAGAACCCCCCACCACCACCACCUUCAUGACGGACACCACUGGUAACUGGACGCUGUCAGGGCCUGAAUUUGACGCUGCAACUCCCAGGGCGGGCCUUCCUGUAGCCAAGGAUGACAGCAGUAAUACAGCUAUUCUGAUUGGCUGCCUGGUGGGCAUCAUCCUUCUGCUGCUGGCUGUGAUAGCUGUCAUUCUGUGGAGACAGUACUGGAAAAAGAUACUGGGCAAGGCCCAGGGAAGCCUGUCGAGUGAUGAGCUGCGGGUCCACCUGUCAGUCCCUUCUGACAAUGUGGUCAUCAACAACACACACAGCUACUCGAGCCGCUACCAGCGCAUCCACACUUUCCCCGACGACCGUGACCAUGACAGAGAGGGAGAAGGAGAGUACCAGGAACCCAGCGCUCUGCUCCGGCCGAGGGAUCACAGAGACAGCACGGCCUUGCUGUUAAACAACCCAGCAUAUCACCUGCUCCUGUCAGAUCACAGAAAAGGCUCAAGACCCCUAGUCGUCCCCAGCACCACUCAGGCUCAGGAAAAGAGCCUCAAUGUGCCCCAGGCCUGUGGUUUGGAUAUGGACAUGGAGAAGGGUUUCCCACCAACACAGGAGGAGCCUCCUCCCUACCCCGGCUCCCCUCCUUACCCAUCCCUUUCUCCCCCUGUAUCUCCCCCGCUACCUCCCAGCGUCCCCCACUAUGCUGAAGCAGACAUUGUGAGCCUGCAGGGUGUCAGCGGUAACAACACCUACGCCGUGCCCGCCUUGGCCUCUUCGAGCCCCGGGGCCGACGCCGCCCCCCUGCCAGAGCUGCCGCGCCAGUGUCUCAUUUUCAAGGAGAAACUGGGAGAGGGACAGUUUGGGGAGGUGCACCUGUGUGAAAUCGAGAACCCUCAGGAUCUUCCCAACUUGGAGUUCCCCUUCAAUGUGAGAAAAGGUCGCCCUCUUCUGGUAGCAGUGAAGAUACUGCGACCAGACGCUUCCAAGAACGCCAGGAAUGACUUCCUGAAAGAGGUGAAGAUCCUGUCUCGCUUGAAGGACCCGAACAUCAUCCGGCUGCUGGGAGUGUGUGUGAGCAGCGACCCCCUCUGUAUGGUCACUGAGUACAUGGAAUGUGGAGACUUGAACCAGUAUCUGUCCCACCGAGUGCUUCUGGAUAAGACGGGGCCUUCGCACAACACCCCGACCAUCAGUUACCCGGCCCUCAUCUCCAUGGCCAGCCAGAUUGCGUCAGGAAUGAAGUUCCUCUCCUCCCUCAACUUUGUGCACCGGGAUCUGGCCACACGUAACUGUCUGGUCGGAGGCGAGAAGGGUGAGAGCGGGGAGGAGCGGGGCGGCGAGCGUCACAUCAAGAUAGCCGACUUUGGCAUGAGCAGGAAUCUGUACGCAGGAGACUACUACAGGAUACAGGGCAGAGCUGUGCUGCCAAUACGCUGGAUGGCCUGGGAGUGUAUACUCAUGGGUAAGUUCACCACGGCCAGCGACGUGUGGGCAUUCGGCGUCACCCUGUGGGAGAUGCUGAGCGUUUGUCAGGAGCAGCCGUACUCCAACCUCACGGAUGAACAAGUCAUCGACAACGCUGGGGAGUUCUUCAGAGACCAGGGCAGACAGGUGUAUCUGAGCAGGCCAGCUGUGUGUCCUCAGGGUCUCUAUGAGCUCAUGCUGAGCUGCUGGAACAGAGACUGCAAGCUCCGCCCAUCCUUCGCCUACAUCCACUCCUUCCUCACUGAGGACGCCAUGAACAUGGUUUAAAGAGUGAAUCAGAGAAACUUAAGAAGAAUGGCAACGUUAAAGAGGGGAAAUGGCUCGUGCUUUUAUGCAUCCUUGCUACAGUGGGAAGGUGUCUGAAUCAGUGUGGUGGAGGUGUCGCACAGCAGAGGCAGAUAAGAGGUUAAAGUGGGUUGCUCGCUUUUAUAUUUUGUACUUGGGUGGGUGGAUGGGGCUGAGACACCGCUGGUUCGGUUUAUUUCCACUUCAGACCCCAACCCCAAAGGCAAAACUAACCCCAGCUUUAGAUAGGUAACAGUCCGAGCUACAUUUCAGUGGUUGGUGGUGGGUGCAGUCUGCAUAGGAACUUUCUCUCGGGUUUAGGUGACUGGUGAUUAAGUGCUGUAGAGUUCAAAAUACAGGAAGCUGCAGAGGCUAAACAGCAGAAAAUACUCCAUACUAUGGCCAUAGCAAGCUAGGAAAUGAUCAGUUAUUAAGUUUCAUGACUUUUCUUUACUCAACAUCUCAAAUGCUUCAUGCAGGGUAACUGGUGAAGGCACACAUGCACUGUGAACACAAAGUUCUCUGAACACAGCACCUGUUGUUCAGAGAUGAAACUGCACACACAGGGACUGUCAUAGUAUUUAUAGUAUGUAUAGCCAACUCUACACAUUUAAAUCAGUUUAAUUCAAACACGUCUAAGAAAAGAUCUUAACACUUAGACACGGCUGAUGGCUAACUUGACUGUGUAGAACCUGGAUGAUAGGAGAACUUACCGUGUACCAUGCUUACCAUGACCCUUAAUCAAUCCUCUAUCUCAGCCCCAAAACCUUAUAUAAUGACCCACAUCCACAGCUGUAACUCUUAAGUUACUGUGGACUAAUGUGAAAUGAUGCGGACCAGACAACAGCAACCCCCUUUCUGCAGUGUGAUCAUGUCAAGUUUGCCCUCAACCACCGACACCCCAUUGUAGUCAAAAAGUGAAAGUAUUUGAACCCCAUCUUUAAGCCACAGAAAAUGAAAAAAUGUAUCCCUGGUGCCAAAUAGACUACUCAAACCUGAGGAAAAAGGCACAGAAGAAGUGAGUCUGCUGCUGCCAAUGAGAUGUGACCCAGAAACUGGAACGGUUUUCCAAGCAGAGAGACAAUGCUGCCAGCAGGGGCAGUGGACGGGACAUCUUCGGAUGUGCCUGCUCAGAUGUUUUGGAGAUUUUUUUGUAUCUGGCUUUGACCCAGACACAAAGGAUAGAUGUAAAAUUCCACAACCAGCUGCACUUUAAAUCCUACGUGCAUAUCCCCCCAACCACGAUGAAACUUUUCUCUGUGAGGGGCCUGAUAUGAUAUGAUUCCUGUUGACGUGGAUUCUGACGCAUUUUACCUGCAGUGAUUUUAAGAUAUUUGCCAGGGGAGAUCAAAAUGCAUCACAGAUGCAUUUUAAAAGGACAUCCUCUCCAACAAGGCAUUGCCAAACCAUUCGAUGUAAAAUAUUAUUUAAAAAAUGGAAUGGCACCAUCAGUUCAUCUCAUUUUAAAUGUACGAAAACCUUUUGUUCUGAAACUUUCAGUGUGUUGAGAUAUGUUAACUCAUCACAUAAUCUGUCUACGCUCAUCCAAAUGCAUUACUGUAUUUUAAAAACACAGUUAUAGCAUUGUUCAAACAGGGAACGCUGGGAGUACUGAUUUUAGUGUGAAAGUCAACAUCAACCUCUGCAUUGUCCCAUGUUUAGUAUAUUAAGCUGACCACAGUAGAAUCAAUGCAUCUACCUUACUGAUUGUAUAGCACUGUAAAUCAGUCCAGAGAUGAUCAAGAUUAUCAAGUACUACAUGUUUACUGAUUGUGAAUGGUCGUGCCAUUUGAGUCAUUUUUGAUACACUGUAGUUCAACUAAACCCAUAUUUUUAUAUAUACUGUAUGUACUUAGACACUCCUUGAUGUCUGAUUUCAUCCUUUUGUGUCUUUGAACUUGAACAUUAUAGUAUGUACAUAUUUUAAGGACAGAAUUGUAAUUUCCUUUACUAAUAUAUAGAGAACUCUUACAUUUGGGUCUUCUGUAUCUCUGUAGAACGCUUGCUACCUUGAUGCCAUUGUAAUUCAUUGUGUUGUCUAUUUUUGUAGUUGUUUUCAUAAAGUUAACCUUUUCAAAUAAAUCAAGAUGUGCUCUAGGGCUGCAACUAAC